Coffea arabica (coffee) is the source of this 2558-nucleotide messenger RNA. Its product is annotated as endoribonuclease Dicer homolog 2-like. Gene Ontology annotation, cellular component: nucleus; cytoplasm. Gene Ontology annotation, biological process: siRNA processing. Gene Ontology annotation, molecular function: ribonuclease III activity; RNA binding. The record is from RefSeq and is a predicted model, not a curated record. Lineage: Eukaryota; Viridiplantae; Streptophyta; Magnoliopsida; Gentianales; Rubiaceae.
UUAGCCCCAAUGUUUAGUGUUACUCUCACUGUAUCUUCCUUGCUGCCAAAGCAAAACAAGCCUAUAAAAAUCCUUUCAUUUCUCCCUCUGGCUCUGAUCAUUGCGAAUUGUGUAUCUGCACUGAGGUUUUUGUACUACUGUGAAUCCAAACGGAGCCAUGGUAGUUGAGGACAAUGUAGAGGCUCUAAAGCAGUGUGAUCAAGCAUAUGAGGAGGAACAGAUGCACUAUGUCCCUUGGGAAUUGGUUGGUCGUCCUGGGAAUGAUUCUGAGAUAUUAUAUCAUUGCUACCUAAUUGCUCUUCAGCCUGGUUAUAGUUGUGAUACCAUGCCUCACGAUAUUUUGCUUGCUACAAGAGCUAGGCUUGAAUUUGAUGAUGAGACAUUGACUUUUGAGUUAGAUGUUGACAGAGGCAACUUAAAGAUACGAAUGAAAUAUGUUACACAUAUUAAACUAACGUCUGAAGAGGUUCUUCUUUGCCAGAAGUUUCAAGUUACACUUUUAAGGCUACUCCUUGAUCACAAUCAGAAUAAGCUGCAGGAAGCAUUGAGUGGAUUAAAUCAAAACAGUCAACGUGACGUCUUUGAUUAUCUUCUGAUUCCAUCUACAGGCCUGCAUGAAAAUCCAUCAAUUGAUUGGACGUGUGUUAGUUCUGUUCUAUUUCCUCAGGAAAACAUUUCAGAUAAGCAUAUGGAUUGUUGUUCUAACAGAGUUCAAGGUCGCUACGUGCACACAGUCAAUGGAUUGAUCUGCAGCUGCACAUUGCAGAAUUCUUUGGUAGUGACUCCUCAUGAUGGUAUCAUGUAUUGCACUACUGGCAUUUUGGAUGAUUUGAACAGCAAUUCAUUGCUAAAGCGGAAAAGAAAAUGGCAUGGGAUCACAUUGCGCUUCGAGGAAGAACCAUUUCUUAGUGGACAGCAUCUGUUUACGGUGCAGAACUAUCUUCUGGGAUGUAGGAAUCAAAAGACAAAAGGCUCAAGAAAUGCAUCAGUUGAGUUGCCUCCAGAACUUUGUGAAGUGAUCAUGUCUCCUAUAUCCAUUGCCUCAAUUUUUUCCUUCUCAUAUGCUCCAUCUAUCAUACACCGGAUAGAGUCCUUCUUAAUAGCUGGCAACUUGAAAAGAAUGCUCGUGGACCACUGUACGCAAAAUGAUAUAAUUCCGACGAUCAAGGUCGUGGAAGCAAUUACGACUAAAAAUUGUCAAGAGAAUUUGAAUUUGACACCAUUGGCAACCCUUGGAGACUCCUUUUUGAAAUAUGCUGUGAGUCAACAACUAUUCAAGAGACAUCAAAAUCACAACAUAGGUCUUCUUACGGAGGACAGGAAAAAAAUCAUCUCCAACAAAGCACUAUGCAAGCUAGGAUGCCAUAAGAAGAUACCGGGCUUUAUCCGCAUUGAUCGUUUUGAUCCUAAAACAUGGAUCAUACCUGGUGAUAACUCUAGAACCUACACACUGGAGAAAGAGCAGCUUUCACCUAGCAGAACUAUUUAUGACAGGAAGAAGAGGAUGAUUGAAAUGAAGACCGUUGCUGAUGUAAUUGAGGCCCUCAUUGGUGUAUUCCUUUGCUCUACCAGUGAAAUAGCAGCCUUAGCGUUUAUGGAGUGGCUCGGUAUUGAAGUUGACUCUAUUUAUGUGCCUUACAUAAGGCCACUCCCUGCAAAUCCAGGGGAGGUGGUCGAUCUCAGAUUUUUCGAGACGCUAUUGAAUCAAUACUCAUUCCAUGAUGCUUCUCUCCUUGUUGAAGCACUUACUCAUGGUUCAUACAAGCGACCUGAGAACCCCAGAUGCUAUAAGCGUCUAGAAUUUCUUGGGGAUGCGGUGCUGGAUUAUCUCAUCACCAUGCACCUCCAUAAUGAGCAUCCCAAUUUGUCUUCUCGAUUAUUAACAGAUUUAAGGUCAGCUUCUGUGAACAAUGACUGCUAUGCACGAGCUGCAAUUAAAGCUGGACUUCAUCAGCACAUUCUACUACACGAUUCACAACACCUGAAGCCGCGCAUUCUCGCUAUUGUUAAAAAUUUUAAGCAAUCAUCACAAGACUCGACUUCUGGGUGGGAGUCAGAGCCGGUAAUCAAGAUUCUUGCAGAUAUUAUAGAAUCUCUUGCCGGGGCUAUAUACGUUGAUUCUGGAUAUGACAAAGAGGUUGUAUUUCAAAGCAUAAAGCCACUUCUUGAGCCUCUGGUUACCCCUGAGACACUAAAGCUACAACCUGGGAGGGAACUGAAGGAAUUGUGUGAGAAGGAGAACUUUGUCAAGAAGGAGGAGGAUGGCAAGCUUGAGGUUAAUGCAAAUGGUGCCAUUUAUGUUUGUGGACUAACUGCAGCAAACAAGAAGACAGCAGAAAAAAUAGCAUCCAUGAGAAUUCUGGAGAUGCUAAAGAAAAAUUAUGACGCCGGGGGGAGCCACAUACAACCUCGCCUGUCUUGUGAUAUCAGACAAGUCAGAUAGCCUUAUGGCUGGAUCAUAUAAGAUCCUGAUGAUGUUUUUAUUCCAAAAAAAAAAAUUAAUAAACUUGCUUAUCGUCAUCAUCAUCAUCGGAAAGGUGAUUCAGAUUGUUGGUGUU